AUGCUUACAGAGAGUUUCAUUGCGGCAACACUGACUGCGAACCCACCUGUUGCUCACGGCAGUGCUGCCUUGAGGGACGUAGGCAUUUUCCUACAUGAGUUUCAGCCACACCGUGGUUUCCGCCAUGGGUACAAGAAGAGCUCAAGCCGAUCCGGAUGUGUUGCGAUUAGUUCCUCUCAUAUAUUCGCAGCGCAAGCUGAUAAAGCAGUCGUGAAUAUCUACAGCCGAGAAAGAGGAAAUCAAGAAGCGACUGUGCCUUUCCCAGAGAGGAUUCACAGUCUAGCAUACGCCGAUGGCGCAGAGAUUCUUGUACUUGGAACAGAGGGUGGAAAAUUGAUUCUCUGGGAGAUUGCAACAGGAAGAUCCAUUACUUCCUCAGCAUCGCAUCUGCAAGCGGUAUCUUCGAUAUGCAUAACUCCUAAUAACGAGUACAUCCUUUCCGGCUCUGCUGACACGACUAUUCAUGUCUGGUCUCUACUCAAACUGGUCUCGUUUGUCCAGCCUGCCGGUACCUAUGCGUCAGACGAACCUUCUCACUUGCCUAUACAAACAUUCUCUGCCCAUAGAGCUACGGUCAGUGCGAUUGCAUGUGGCCACUCGAGAAUCAACACAAACUUCGCCGUUUCUGCCUCGUCUGACAAGACAUGUUAUGUCUGGCAUAUCGAUUCAUGCCAGGUUAUCCGAACUUUGCUUCUGCCUAGUUCUGCAAUCUCAGUCACCAUCGACCCAGCAGAUCGCGCGAUCUAUUUUGGUUGUGAUGACGGACAGAUCCAGUCGUUCGACAUUUACCAGCGCAAAGACCAGAUUCACGCCUCAAGAACACACUCAUCGGAGUUUCCACCUAUACAAUUGCUCCCCAAAGACAGCUGGUUGGCUCCUUCCUCAGAUAUUGGAGCGACAAAUUGCCUGACUUUAUCUUACGAUGGGACGUCACUCCUCUCUGGUCACCGUAAUGGAGCCAUCAUUAGUUGGGAUUGUGGGAAGCACCGGAUAACGAACGAAGUUGCGAAUCUCGGCCAACCUAUUACUAGCCUUCGAAUGCUUAAGCCAGAAGGUCUCCCGAGGAGAAAUACACCCAGCUAUAUUAUUUCAAAUAUUGUCAAGCCUAAUCUUGAUCUUGCAGCGUCCAAAGACAAUGGCUCUUGCGGUAUUCCGGCGAAAUACAAUAUCCAAGUGAAACUCAACACUGCGAAGUCCGCUCAAUCAGAUGGACAGAUCAACCAAGCCAUUUUAGGCCACGGAUUCCCGCAAGAUUUGUUCGAUGACGCUUUGCGUUCUCUGACUGCAGGCAACCAGGGAACUACUGCUUCUUCUCUGGACAGUAGUGAACUUGGAAAGGUCGAAAGACUAGAGGAUGAAGUUUCCCGACUGAAGGAACAGCUGAAGGUAUUACACAAUGUCGAGAAGAAACGGAAAGAGCGCAACCUCGCCAAACUGAAAAGGCAAGAUGAACUCGAUCUCGAGAAGAGAAAAGUUUACUUUGAAGCAAAGAAGAAGGGCCAGGACGGUGAUUUCGCGAUCAAACAGUUCGAGGAAAGGAGAGGCUUGCUGGAAGUGACCAGCGAUGGAGACCACUCUGAUGUACAGAUGGAUGUCACUUGA
This is a messenger RNA of Exophiala spinifera, 1602 nucleotides long. RefSeq lists its product as uncharacterized. The transcript has a single exon. The coding region runs from base 1 to 1602 and encodes 533 amino acids. Gene Ontology annotation, cellular component: nuclear pre-replicative complex. NCBI's taxonomy places the organism in Eukaryota, Fungi, Ascomycota, Eurotiomycetes, Chaetothyriales, Herpotrichiellaceae. Gene Ontology annotation, biological process: DNA-templated DNA replication; rRNA processing. The record is from RefSeq and is a predicted model, not a curated record. Gene Ontology annotation, molecular function: protein binding.